Cornus florida is the source of this 582-nucleotide messenger RNA. Its product is annotated as ubiquitin C-terminal hydrolase 12-like. The transcript is spliced from 5 exons. The record is from RefSeq and is a predicted model, not a curated record. Gene Ontology annotation, molecular function: protein binding. The coding region runs from base 1 to 582 and encodes 193 amino acids. NCBI's taxonomy places the organism in Eukaryota, Viridiplantae, Streptophyta, Magnoliopsida, Cornales, Cornaceae.
AUGGCUGGUGAGGUUGGUGAAUUGUUUUCUCCUUUUGAAGUUACAAGAUCGUUAAGAGAUAUCUCACCGGCGGACUAUAUAUUCAAAAUAGAAUCUUUCUCAGUACUUCUGGGAGCACUAGAGAAAUAUGAAUCAAAAGUUUUUAAAGCCGGCGGUUAUGAAUGGAAGUUGUCUCUCUAUCCAGGUGGGAAUAAGAAUAGAGAUGUGAAAGAUCACGUCUCACUCUACCUGCAAUUAGCUAAUACAACAAAAUUUCGUGGUGAUUGGGAGGUUAAUGUGAAAUUCACAUUAUUUGUCUUUGAUCAUAUAUGUGACAAGUACUUAGCCACUGAAGAUGUUGGACAAGUAAGGCGCUUCCAUAGCAUGAAGACGGAAUGGGGUUUUGAUCAAUUUCUUUCACUGGAUGCAUUCAAUAAUCGUUCGAACGGGUACCUUGUAAAUGAUUGUUGUGUAUUCGGAGCCGAGGUUUUUGUUAUUAAAUAUGCAGGCAAAGGGGAGUGUCUUUCCAUGAAAAAGGAACUACAAGCCCAGUAUUGUCACGCUUUCAAGGAAGAUGAUGACCUAUCCCAAUGGAAACAGUAG